Molecule: messenger RNA, 2072 nt
Organism: Hyaloscypha bicolor E
Lineage: Eukaryota; Fungi; Ascomycota; Leotiomycetes; Helotiales; Hyaloscyphaceae
Product: MFS general substrate transporter
Exons: 4
Coding region: 301-1953 (550 amino acids)
Biological process (GO): transmembrane transport
Cellular component (GO): membrane
Molecular function (GO): transmembrane transporter activity
Source: RefSeq, a predicted model, not a curated record
UGUGGAUAUAUAUCCUUGAAUAAGCCAAUGGCAGUCCAUUGAUAAGUGGGGGGUGUGGGAGAGGGUACGUCAAAUGUUGCAUUUUACUUUACUAGAGCCUUUUCCUGCUCACGAACUUGCGUUGACAGGUCUACUGGCAUCUAUCAACCGGGGUCGGGAGUGGAAGGUAAUCUCGGAAAUCGGGAUUAUAAUGUCGAUAGAUAGGAACAGUUUCCGUGGGAGUUGAGAAAUAGAUGCCCUCUUUUCCCACCCCUGUUUUCUUUCCAAGUAAUCUUGGCUAGAUCUUCUCAUUUCGCAGCAAUGCCUUCACUUACUGAGAAAGAUGCAAUUGGCACCACAGCAAAUAAUGGCAAUAAAUCUUCAAGCUCCAUUGAAUAUGACUCUAAGGGAGUAGUGACGACAGCACUGGAGCCUUCCCAUCUCGACAACUCCCACCUUCACUAUGUAAAGAGAGGUCAAGAAGUUUCCGAUGAUGCUGGCUUUACAGACUCGAUUAUUGGAUAUAGAGCAGAGCAAAUGAGAGCCCGCUCUCUGCUCACAUACGAAGAAGAAAAGAAGCUGCUUCGGAGAAUCGACUGGCACAUCAUGCCUCUUUGUGCAAUUGCUUUCCUUCUCAAGAACAUCGAUAGCACCAACGUCUCUAAUGCUCGAAUCAUGAAUACUGGAUCACCACGGAAUAUUCUCAAACAGCUUGGAAUGUCAUCGAACGAGUUCAACUUCGUUAGCACCAUCUACUAUAUUCCUUACAUUAUUGCCGAAGCCCCAUCAAACUUAUUCAUUAAACGUAUGCUACCAUCGCGGUGGCUCUCUCGCAUAAUCGUUUCUUGGGGUGUUGUUAUGGCCUGUCAUGCUGCUGUCAAGAAUAAGGAAGGACUUUACGCAGCACGCUUUUUCCUUGGCCUUGCGGAAGCUGGCUUGUUCCCUGGUGUUAUAUUGCAGCUUUGCUACUGGUACAGACCUGAUGAGAUGUCGCGACGACUCCUUUACUUCUAUAUCCUCGGUAAUUUCAGUACGGUCAUAAGCGGUGUUCUCGCCUAUGCUUUCGAUGGCGUUUCAGGAAAUGGGGGGUUGUCAGGCUGGCAAUGGUUGUUCCUCGUGGAAGGACUAAUCACCAUAAUAUUCGGAGUAAUCCUUUACUUCCUCUUACCAGAUUUCCCACCAACAGCACGAUGGCUCACAGAAAAAGAGAAAGCCUUCAUCCAAGCCCGGCUCCCUAAGAAUGCUCCCCGAGAAGCAGAAAGCAACUUCAAUUUCCGCGAAAUCAUCAUUCAAUUGAAAGACUUCAAGAUGUGGCUCUUCACACUCUGCUGGGCAACCUUUACCGUCGGAACUUCAGGUCUAACCUUCUAUCAACCAACCGUAGUAGCAAAUUUAGGCUUCACCUCAAUCUCAAAGUCUCAACUCCUGAAUAUCCCCACGGCAUUCCUGACAGUUGGCAUAAUUGCCAUCUUCGGCCUCUGGGCAGACACAGCGCGCUUACCACGCCCCUUAUUCCCGCUCUUCUUCCUGAUAAUCAUCAUGGCAUGCUACUCAGUCCUCUAUACCUUCCCCAACACCGGUGGCGUCUACGCCGCCACCAUCAUAGCAUCUGCCUUCGCCUCCUCCUGGUACCCCAUGAUGUGGCCCUGGCGCGUGCAAACCACGUCUCGCGCCACGGGUUCUGCCUUCAGCAUCGGCUUCGUCAACUCUUACGGACAGAUUGGUGGUGCCCUUGGCCCACAGAUCUUCAGGAGCCAGUAUGCGCCGCAUUAUACUGUUAGUUUUGCGGUCGCGAUGGCGCUUGUGGGUGCUGCGAUACUGUUUAAUUUGGGGACGUGGUGGGUUACGAGGAGGACGGAGAGGGAGACGAGAGUACUGAAGUUGGAGAGGAUCGAGGCGGGACGGAGAGGCGAAACGGUGUUGGAGGAUGUGGAGAUUGAGGAGAAGAGGGGACUGGUGAAGGGUGGGGUGUGAUUGUGUCAGAGGAAGUGUUUACUUUGACGAAUAAUUGCUUGUGUGGUCGAAGAUGAAAAGGAGAAGCUAGUAGUAUAAUUUAUUAUCAUAAAACUAGAAGACGGUACCGAGUGAGGGAA